AUGGGUGACCGAAGAAGUGGAAAGAAUAAGAAACGAAAUCUGGGAAGGAAUGAGUACCGACGGCAAUCAGUAGAUAAGAGAGCGAAGACUGAAGAGACCCAGGAAGCAAAAAGACGGAAACUUGAUCAAGGAGAAGAGCAAAAGCUUCCCAUCUAUGCAACUCAUUUCUCCCCGGAAGAGAUUGCGGCGGAGGAAAGGCGCCCUAAACGGAAGGUGGCCGUAUUGCUGGGCUACUCUGGUACCGGCUAUCAUGGAAUGCAAUUGAGCGAGACCCAGAAGACCAUCGAGGGCGAGCUUUUCCCUGCCUUUGUCGCAGCGCGUGCGAUCUCGAAGGCCAAUGCGGCCGAUCCGAAGAAGUCGUCGCUCGUCCGAUGCGCGCGUACAGACAAGGGCGUGCAUGCAGCAGGUAACGUUGUAUCGCUGAAAUUGAUCGUGGAGGAUCCAGACCUGGUGAAAAAAGUAAACGAACAUCUCAGCCCUCAGAUCCGGGUGUGGGGUAUUCAGGUGACGAGCAAAAGCUUCAGUUGCUACCAUAUGUGCGACUCCCGCAUAUAUGAGUACCUGAUCCCAAGUCACUGCUUUUUGCCACCACAUCCCAGUACAUAUUUGGGCAGGAAAAUCGUAGAAAUCGCAGAGCAGUUCGGCGACACAAAGGGUUUCCAAGAAAGACAGCAGGAAGUGGCGGGAUUCUGGGAAGAUGUUGACGAGCGGGAAAUCAAGCCAAUUCUGCAAGGGCUGCCUGAGGAUCUCCGGCGGCUGGUUCAGAAGGCGCUCUAUAUAGACGAGAAUUUGGCCCUCUCCUUUGAGAAGAAAGAGGAGGAGCAGCCUGCUGAGAGCGCGCCUUCGAAAGACGAAGGACGAGAGUCAUCCGGAACUUCAGACGCGGCAAAUCCAGAGGGCAAACCAAAACUCAACGAAACACAAAGGGCAAUGAUCAACGAAGCCAUCAAAUCUAUCAAGGCGGCCUAUCUGAAAGCCAAGCGGGCGUACCGAAUCCAUCCAACCCGUCUCCGCCGCCUGCAGGAAACCCUUGACAAAUACGUGGGUACCCGGAACUUCUGGAACUACACGGUGCAGAAAACGUACCAUGACCCCUCGGCGAAACGGGUCAUCAAGUCCUUUGUCGUGAACCCGAACCCCAUCAUCGUCAACGGCACGGAAUGGCUCAGUCUGAAGGUCCACGGGCAGAGCUUUAUGAUGCACCAGAUCCGGAAGAUGGUCGCCAUGGCAGCCAUGGUGGUGCGGUGCGGAUGCGACCCUAACCGCAUCGUCGACAGCUACGGUCCCACGAAGAUCGCCAUCCCAAAGGCGCCCGGCCUGGGUCUUCUGCUGGAACGGCCCAUCUUCGACGGAUACAACCGCAAGGCGAAGGAAUUCGGCAAGGAGAAGAUCGACUUCAGCAAGUACGAGAAGGAGAUUGAAGAAUUCAAGCAACGGGAGAUCUACGAUCGCAUCUUCCGCGAGGAAGAGGAGACCAAUGCUUUCGGCUCUUUCUUCAACCACAUCGAUCAUCUCCCGCAGGAAGAAUUCCUCUACGUGACAUCCGGAGGCAUCCCAGUCGCGAAACCCGCCCUCCAACCUGGACAAGUCAAGGCCGCCGCUGCUGCCAAGGACGGCACAGGCGCAGCAGAGCCAGCAACGAAGGACCAGGCUGGAGAGGGCCAGGAGGAGGCAACCACGCAGCCCCGGAAGACGCACGAGGAGGUCCUCGCAGCGGUAGAAUCGGACUCGGAGACGGAAGGCCGACUCCCUGAUGGUGGCGAGGAGGGUGGAUAA
Messenger RNA from Rasamsonia emersonii CBS 393.64, 1776 nucleotides. Its product is annotated as Pseudouridylate synthase. Lineage: Eukaryota; Fungi; Ascomycota; Eurotiomycetes; Eurotiales; Trichocomaceae. Gene Ontology annotation, cellular component: nucleus. Gene Ontology annotation, molecular function: pseudouridine synthase activity; RNA binding. The record is from RefSeq and is a predicted model, not a curated record. Bases 1 to 1776 code for a protein of 591 amino acids. Gene Ontology annotation, biological process: tRNA pseudouridine synthesis; mRNA pseudouridine synthesis. The transcript is spliced from 4 exons.